AUGAAUGAUGUCACGAGUGGCAGGAUAGAUAUAUAUGCCGAGCUCGGCGUGGCGCCCGACGCGCUGCCGGCUGAAAUAUCCCGCAAAUACAGGCAGAUGGCCCUCCGGUAUCACCCGGACAAAAACGACUCUGCGGAAGCCGCCGCCAAGUUCCAGUUUUUCUCUGCCAUAAACACGGUGCUUCAAGAUGCAGACCUCCGUCGGCUGUAUGACGAAAUUCGGCGGCAGCGCACCGCCAUCAAGGCCCCGGCCAGCGAGGGCGUGCAGAGCCAAAUCCUACGGUUCAAAGAGCAGCUCCGGGCACGUGAACAAGAGGCCAAAUCUCAGGCAGGUGCUGGCGGCUCGCCCACACAUGCCUUUAAUGUAGAUGUCUUAAGUAUGCGGGGCUUGGCGCUCCGGCGAGAGCUCCAGGCGAAGCUCCAGGCGAAAAAAGGGUAUGUCUCCUUUCGACUGCUCAAGCAGCCCCGGCAUACCGCCGAUUUUCUAGUCCAAGAUGUGGUUUUGGACGUCACGUGGAAACACCGGUCGGAGCCCGGAGCACAGAUCGAUUCGGGCACGCUUCGAGAGAUCAUGGAGCGGUUUGGCCCGGUAAAAACAUGCAUUGUUGGGGAAGACGACGGCCGAUAUGCUCGGGGCCAGGUGGUGUUUUCAGAUCCCGAAAGCACAGAAAAGGCGCUUGUUUACGAUUACAGAAAGGCCUGUCUAUGGGACGGCACGCCGGUGAGAAAACUCGCUAGUUUGCUCCGCAGCGUUAAGCGGGCACAGGCCGUGCAGAUGGGUGAGCCUGGACGGGCGGGUUCUUCGUUUGAAAAUGAGCUCGCUAUCUUUUUGAAGACGGUUCGCGGCCUGCUUGCUGAAGAUAAUGUCUAG
Messenger RNA from Metschnikowia bicuspidata var. bicuspidata NRRL YB-4993, 870 nucleotides. Its product is annotated as U2-type spliceosomal complex subunit. NCBI's taxonomy places the organism in Eukaryota, Fungi, Ascomycota, Pichiomycetes, Serinales, Metschnikowiaceae. Gene Ontology annotation, cellular component: spliceosomal complex. Gene Ontology annotation, biological process: spliceosomal complex disassembly. The coding region runs from base 1 to 870 and encodes 289 amino acids. The record is from RefSeq and is a predicted model, not a curated record. The transcript has a single exon. Gene Ontology annotation, molecular function: nucleic acid binding.